Messenger RNA from Pangasianodon hypophthalmus (striped catfish), 719 nucleotides. Its product is annotated as membrane-spanning 4-domains subfamily A member 6A-like. The coding region runs from base 136 to 609 and encodes 157 amino acids. Gene Ontology annotation, cellular component: membrane. The transcript has 8 exons. The record is from RefSeq and is a predicted model, not a curated record. NCBI's taxonomy places the organism in Eukaryota, Metazoa, Chordata, Actinopteri, Siluriformes, Pangasiidae.
CUUAGGAGUGAAGCAGCCGGUUACUUUCAGGCUCCAACGAACCCCAGCUUCUCUACACGCCUGCAACGGGAUUUUAUUGCUCGUACAUGCGCAUAGACUUCCAGGUUUACAGGAUCACAGCGACUCUCAGUGAAAAUGCCGCUACCUGCUAUGAAAGUAGACCUGAAAUCACUGGGGACUAUCCAGACAAUGAUCGGAGCAGUGAUAUUCAUGUUUGGUAUUGUAACCCAAAAUAUGACCUUUGCAGUGUCUGUUAACAGUGCCGUCAUGUACUGGGGAUCUCUUUGCUUUUUCAUCUCCGGUGCUCUGGCAAUUGCUUCCGUGGACUACCAUCAUCCCCGUUUGGUGAAAUCCUCCCUGGUUAUGAACCUGAUCAGCACUGUGGCUGCAAGUGUAGCCCUUGUUGUGUUAUUUGUUGAUGUGGUGCGCAUAUCUGGGGAACUACCACCGUGUCGGGAUCCAGCAAUAUGUGAUGGUUUCCUGUCUAUAGUUCUUUUACGUGGAACCCUUAGAGUGCUCCUGGUUUUCUCUGUACUUGAGAUCUGCGUGUCCAUCUGGACAUUUGUACUGACUUGGAAAACCAGAGACUCCCUUGAAGCUACGUCUUAGGCGAAGGAUCAUCCGAUCAACAGUCCACGUGAGGAAAACCUCAACUCGCCUUAAUGCAUGCUUAAAACAUAUGACUUGAAUUAAAAAAAUGUGCUGAGGCACCAAAUGAA